This is a messenger RNA of Atta colombica, 3249 nucleotides long. RefSeq lists its product as uncharacterized. Lineage: Eukaryota; Metazoa; Arthropoda; Insecta; Hymenoptera; Formicidae. The record is from RefSeq and is a predicted model, not a curated record. Gene Ontology annotation, molecular function: protein binding.
AUGUGUACUACUUUGGACUUAUGUAGAUGGCCGAUUCUCAGUUCACUAGAAUCGGCGUUUGUCUCGCAAAUUCAUAUGGUUUUUGUAUUCGGUCGACAUGCUCAAGAAGCUUUAAUUAUAACAAGAGAUAAAAUGGUGUAUGGUCUGGGCGACAACAUCGCCGGUUGUUUGGGAAUUGGAAAUACAAACUGCACACUAUUUCCGAAAAAAGUAGAAAUCCUAUGUGGAAAGGAUAUAAAGACAUUUGCAUAUAGUAAUGGACCUAACAUUCUGGCGCUUACAAAAGAGGGAGAAAUAUAUUCCUGGGGUGAGAACAAAUAUGGCGAACUGGGGAAUGGAACGCAUGAUUAGAUUGUCACGCCUACCUUAGUGAACAUACCUAAUCUGGAAAACAGUCCUGGUACGAAACGUAUUGUGGAUAUUGCAUGCGGAGGUUUCCAUUCUGUUGCUUUGACUGAGAUUGGCGAGGUAUAUAUUUGGGGAAUAAAAGAAUACGGACCACAGAAUACCAUUAUAUUAAAUACACCUCCGCAAGUAAUCUCUAGUUUAGCUACGAAGAAAGUUGUCUACUUCUCCUGCGGUGCGACCUUCACCAUGGCAGUCACUGAAAAUGGUGAAGUUUAUAGUUGGGGCAAUAACAAUGUUGGCCAGCUAGGAAUAGGCAAAUGUGAGAACCAAACACUGCCGUAUCAAAUUAGUACACUGAGUGGCAUUGUAAUAGUCAAGGUAGUUUGUGGAACUGAUUAUACGCUAGCGCUCACGAACAAAGGAGACUUAUAUUUAGGUGGAAAUCGUUACAACCAGUUAGCAAUCUGCGGCAAGCAGAUCUCUUAUAAUAAACCAGUCUUAGUCGAACAUCAAAUGGGAAGAGUGUCCGACAUUGCUGCUAUGCAUAACAAAUUCAUAAGCAUCGCCGUUGGUCAAGAUGGGCGUGUUUAUGUGUGGGGUAAAAUAAGUUGCAAUAAGUGCAUCACAAUUCCAUGCAUCACGCCAUUCUCGAAUGUGUACAAUGCUCUUGCGUGUUAUGCGAACGUUAUGCAUGAACCGCUGAUCCUGUAUUCAAACGAAGAGCCGAAUAUAUUGAAACAUCUCGAACUUGCAUUCGACGAUCCUUCGACGAGUGAUCUUAAGAUACAAGUGGAAGGCCAAUAUAUCCACGUGCAUAAAGCUAUCUUGAAAAUUCGUUCUACGUACUUCAAAAUUAUGUUUCAGCACAAUUGGGCGGAAAACAAUCAGAAUGUUAUCGAGCAUGAUCAAUUUUCUUAUGUGGUCUACAAAGCCUUCCUGAAGUAUUUGUACACGGAUGUGAUCGAUUUAUCCCAGGAAAACACGUUAGAACUUUUAGCUCUGGCUAAUGCCUACUGUGAGAACAAUCUCAAGAAGUAUUGCAUUCAGAUGAUAAAGCAAAGAAUUAUGAUAUCGAAUGCCGCGUUCUUGUAUAGCAUCACAUUCAAAUACAAGGAGGAGGAACUAGAGGAAUUAUGCUUUAAAUUCGCCAUGAAUCACUUGACGGCUGUGACACAAACAGAAAAUUUCGCCAAUUUGGACCAUAAUGUGAUGAAAACUUUAAUAAUUAAGGCAAGCAAGGUUGGUAGUUUUGAGAUUAUGCGCAAUAUGUGCAUCCAAUGCAUUUCGGACCUACGUAAUUGGCCGAUUUUUAGUUCACUGGAAUCGGAUUUCAGUUCGCAGAUUCAUAUGGUUUUGGUAUACGGUGAAAUGGGUAGAGAGACCUUGAUGGUGAUGAGGAAUAAAAUGGUGUACGCCAUGGGUAACAACGUCAAUGGUUGUUUGGGAAUAGGGAGCACAAACUCCACAUUGUGUCCAAGGAAGGUGGAGGCUCUUUGCAAGAAGAAUAUUAAGACAUUUGCUUAUGGCAAUGGAUCUCACGUUCUCGCACUUACAAAAGAAGGAGAAGUAUAUUCAUGGGGUUCCAAUAGUUAUGGCGAACUGGGACAUGGAACGUAUGAUUCAGUUCUCACGCCUACUUUAGUGCCUACUCUGGGAAGUUUUGUGGGUUUUUUGCGCAUCGUGGACAUUGCGUGUGGGAGUCACCAUUCUGUUGCUUUGACUGAGUUUGGCGAUGUAUACGUUUGGGGACAAAAUAAAUUUGGACAAGUAGGUAACUAUAAUAACAUUAAUCAAAGCACACCUAGGCUGGUGGAUUCUAGUUUGGCUAGGAAGAAGGUUGUCUGCAUCUCUUGUGGUAAUGCCUUUACUGUGGCAGUCGUCAAAAAUGGCGAGGUGUUUGCUUGGGGUAAUAAUUGCAAUGGCCAACUGGGUGUAGGUGAUAACGAAGAUCGAAUGACGCCUUGCCAGCUUGAUUUAUUGAAAGGCAUUGUAAUAGUCAAAGUGGCUUGUGGAUUCGAGCACACGCUGGCGCUUACGGAUGAAGGAAAUCUCUAUUCCUGGGGUGGAAACGAUUAUGGCCAAUUGGGCUUUGAUGAGAAAGAGAUCUAUGAACCAGUCAUGUUAUACUAUACUCAGAAGAUCGAGCAUAAAAUGGGAAAAGUAUUCGACAUCGCGGCUGUGAAUUGUAAAAACAUAAGCAUCGCCAUAGGCGAGGGAGGAUGUGUUUACAUAUGGGGUAACUGCCGCGGUCAGAAAAUCACAAUUCCAACUGCUACUACGUUUUCGAACAUGUAUGACGCUCUUGCAUGUUAUGGAUCGCCGAGCGUUAUGCAUAAACCUCUAAUUCUUUACAGCGAUGAAGAACCAAGUAUAUUGGAGUGCUUGGGAAAUUCAUUCGAUGACGAACAUACAAGUGAUCUCACAAUACAAGUGGAAGAUCAAAGUAUCUUUGUGCAUAAAGCUAUUUUGAAGAUCCGCUGUUCGUAUUUUAGAAACAUGUUUCAACAUGAUUGGGCGGAAAACAAUCAAAGUGUUAUCAAGCUUGAUCAAUUUUCCUAUGUCGUCUACAAAGCCUUCCUGAAAUACUUAUACACUGGCAUGAUCAAUUUAUCUGUGGAGAAGGCGAUAGAACUUUUGAAACUAGCUGAUUCUUACUGUGAGAGCAAUCUCAAGAAGCACUGCAUUCGGAUAAUAAAGCAAGGAAUUAGCGUGUCGAACGUUGCUUACUUGUAUAGCGUUGCAGUUCAAUACUACGAGGAAGAACUGGAAGAAUUUUGCGUUAAGUUCGCUAUUAAUCACAUGACGGCUGUGACGCAGAUGGAAAGUUUUGCAAAUUUGGAUGAAAAUACACUAAGAACUUUUAUAAUUAAGACAAGCAAGGCUGGUGUAUUUAAAAUGUAA